Messenger RNA from Penaeus monodon (black tiger shrimp), 1478 nucleotides. Its product is annotated as activating signal cointegrator 1 complex subunit 2-like. The record is from RefSeq and is a predicted model, not a curated record. Gene Ontology annotation, biological process: regulation of DNA-templated transcription. NCBI's taxonomy places the organism in Eukaryota, Metazoa, Arthropoda, Malacostraca, Decapoda, Penaeidae. Gene Ontology annotation, molecular function: ubiquitin binding.
GCAAAAACUGUACGCCAAGUAGACUACAUGGACAGGGCCAAUGUUUAUGACAAUGAUGAAUUUGAUGUAUUCAAUAAAAAAGAAGUUGAUAUGUCAAAAAUUCAUAAAGGCAAGAGGUCUGAUAAGCAUAAGAAAGAAAACAUGGACAAAGCAAGCAUAGACAAGGUGAAGGAGAUAGCAAGAAUGUAUGAUGAAAGAGGAGGAAGAAGCAUAUAUGAAGAUGAGCUGGUGGUUGAUCAGAAUGAAGAGGAGGGCUACAGUGUGUGGAACUAUGAUGAUGAAUAUGAUGACACCUACGAUGAUAAUGAGACAAGAAACAUUGAUGACUUUGAAAUUGAUAAAAAAGUAAAGAAACGUCCUGGUAUUAUUGGAGCUGGUGCACUGAAUAACCGCUUCCAAUAUGAUGAUGAUUCAGACGAAGAAGAAAUGGAAGAGGAGACUCAGACCAGUACUCAGAAGGAAGCUCCAGGGACUCAGGGUCCAAAGCAAGGAUACCCUGGUGGUGCACGGCCAAAGAACAGAGGCAGCACAAGAGGCGUGCAAAGGCUUCAGCCCAACAAUAAAUCAAGCAAGCCAAAAGGAAAGACACCCACCCCAGAAAGGGAACAAGAGGAAGAAACAAAUAAACGGGAGGAAGAACCGAAUAAAACCAGCAGAAGCUCGGGAGUUAAUUUUAUACCUUUUUGCGAGAAUCCAGAGGACGUAAGGAAGCGGAGAGAACAACAUAGACUGAAUAAUAUGGCAAACAAGGGAUAUAGAGGCAGAGGAGGAAGACCAGUAAGAGACACAGAAACUCAAAAUGGUUUUGAUGGAGAGAAGAGGCCCAAGGUGUCUGCCAGCUCAAACAAGAACAGUGGUAAAAGCUGGCGUUCUGGGGAAUGGAACGAAGAAGACAACAGAAGACCUGGAGGCAAAUACAAAGAAGACACAAAUCACGGAAAGAUGCAGAGCAGGGAGAACCGCCACAAGAUGAUCCAUAAGAAUGAGCACAAGCGGCAAGGAGCACAAGCCAAAUUCAACAGAAAUAAUUGAGUGGUUGGAAUAUGAAGGAUUUAACUUAGUUCCAAGGUUUUAAGUUAUCAUAAAUCUGUUGUAUGGUAUAUGUCAACUGAAAAGUGCUAUCACUAGUAUAUAGAAGGUCUAUAUAAUUGGUCAUAUCAACAGCUUUAACUUUUCAGAGCAGUAUAGGUACCCAUUUGGUGUGCAAUUCUAUAGAAGUGAAAAGUGAGAGAAAAAUAUUUUUGUGAUAUGCAAUUAUAAAUAAAAUUGUUAAACACUGUUUUGGGUUACUAGCAAUUUGUUGAGAGUACAGCUAACUUGGAGUUAUCUUGCUGUUUGUGAUAUAAUUAAAAUUUAAGCAGGUACCUAGAAAUGUGUAUAUCAUCAGCUACUGGAGUUAUUAAUUACAAAAUGUAAUGAAUAGUAACUUUUAUAUUAUUUUAUUUUAUGAUAUGCAAAUAUAAGUGGAUUUGUUAACA